CGCGGCUGCCGCGCUUCCUGCUCUUCGUGUCCGAGCCAGCGGCGGGAGGGGCGGGAGGCUCGCCAUGGCGGCCGGCUGAGCGCUUCCGUCCCCUGCCCGGCGGAAGGCGUCCGAGGGCGGCGCGGGAAGGCCUCCCGCCUCGCCCCCCCACUGCUCUCGCCAGCGCCGCCAUGGCCGGCGAGGAGCCGCAGAAGUUCCUGGCCCCCGACGAGCCCGGCGCCCUCCUCUCGCCGCCGCCCCGCGCCCACGGCAGCCUCAGCCUGUGCGACGAGGGACCGGCCUGCCUGGACGUCAGCGACUUCGGCUGCCACCUCUCGUCCUGCCACCGCACCGACCCUCUGCGCCGCCUGCACUCGCACAGGUGGAACUUGACCUCUUGUGGGACAAGCGUGGCCAGCUCUGAAUGCAGCGAAGAAUUGUUUUCUUCUGUUUCUGUCAGUGAUCAGGAUGACUGCUUCUCCCUCUUGGAUGAUCAGGAAUUGACAUCUUUUGAUUUGUUCCCAGAGGGCAGUGUCUGCAGUGAUGUCUCUUCCUCCAUUAGCACAUACUGGGACUGGUCAGACAGUGAGUUUGAAUGGCAGUUGCCCGGCAGUGAUAUUGCAAGUGGAAGUGAUGUGCUCUCUGACAUCAUACCCAGUAUUCCAAGCUCUCCCUGCCUGCUUCCAAAAAGGAGAAACAAGCACAGGAACCUUGAUGAGCUCCCAUGGAGUGCAAUGACCAAUGAUGAACAGGUUGAAUAUAUUGAAUAUCUGAGUCGUAAAGUCAGUACAGAGAUGGGGCUUCGAGAGCAGCUUGAUAUUAUUAAGAUUAUUGAUCCCACUGCUCAGAUCUCUCCUACAGACAACGAGUUCAUUAUUGAGCUAAAUUGCCUCACUGAUGAGAAGUUGAAACAGGUGAGAAAUUACAUUAAGGAGCAUGGUUCCCGGCAGCGGUCUGCAAGGGAGACCUGGAAGCGAAGCAGCUACAGUUGUGGGAGUGCCAGCGGAGCGAGUGGUGCCAGUGUUAGCAGCAGCAGUGCUAGCAUGGUCAGCUCAGCGAGCAGCAGUAGUUCCAGCAUUGGCAACUCCGGGUCCAACUCCAGCACCAACAUCAGCCGAGCCCACAGUGACAGUAACCUCUCGACAAGCGCUGCAGAACGAAUCCGGGAUUCAAAAAAGCGUUCUAAACAGCGCAAGCUCCAGCAAAAGGCGCUGCGCAAGAGGCAACUGAAAGAGCAAAGGCAGGCUCGGAAGGAGAGACUGAGUGGCUUGUUCCUAAACGAAGAGGUGCUUUCCUUAAAAGUGACUGAGGAGGACCAUGAAGGAGAUGUGGAUGUCUUGAUGUGAGAGGGGUGAAUUUAUCAGUGUUCUUUCUAAGCCUUAAGCCUCUUUUGCUGUUUACAUACAUAGACACGACUACUACCAAAAGUUUGAUUGGAGCUGUGACAAGCAGUCUGCUAUUCUGUCUCAUUUACCUAUAUUUUAAAAACAAUGUUUUGCAAGUGAUAAGAGUUCCAGCAGAUAUUUGUUAAAAAAGCAGCAACGUAAGGAACAGACCUAUGCUAGUGUAUUUGGCUUUCAAAUGUCUGUAUAUUCUUCUGGAAAGAUUACAUUUCCUUAUUAAUACCACUGGAACUAUAGAAAUAACGUGCUUGUCCUUGGGUUAAGUAUUUUCCAUCCACCCAGUGUGGAUGCUAAGCAGGCUGUUUCUAUAGACCGCAGCAACAGCAAACACCACCAGGUGUCAUUCCCCUUGUUUGCUCCUGCAGUCAUCCCAAAGCCCAAUGCUACACGAAAUCAUUUUUAUAUUUCCUGAAAUGCCAAUAGUAAUUUCAUUUAGUGAAAGUCCUGGGAAAUGUGUGAUAUGCCAAGCCAGAUGCACUCUUGUCUGUAAUGUGCAAUGGCCCAUGAGGUGCUUUAUUAAACCUUGUGCUUUUUUGGUUGCCCGGGAAUGCAAAACCAAGGGGUCUGGGAGUGUUUGCAAGUGCCUGGCAGGCUACAGUACAUGGCUGUGUUGAGCUUGGUGGGUCACACAUCAUGAACAGAUCCGAUGUAUCAUUAUAAAGCACUGGGACACUGCAGAGAAGGAAACCCGAACCGGCUCACAGCAAAGUCACAUUUUUCUGAUCUGCGUAUUUAUAUGUUCCAAACUUACUGUAGUGCCAUGUGCCUUAAAAUUAAUUUGCAACCUUUUAUUUAAAGUGAAGGAUAUAGGGAGAGCAUUGUAGACUUGAAAUAAAGCGGAUCAAAAGUUUGUGAGGCUUUGAGGCCCCGCUUAGGGAGUAAUCCAAUGCAAGAGGAUCAUGGGCAUCCUUUGAAGAGCCAGAGGACCAUUGUGGCAAAGAUCUUGCUCCUCCCACUCUGUGAAGCGGCCAGAUCGCCAGCCGUGGCUGCUAGCUCUGGCAUUUCAGAGAGGAGUGAGGGUGGCUGAGAUACUGCCGGGAUGCAUCAUACCUUGGUAGAGCUGAUCUCCUUCCUCUUGGUCCCCGGGAUUGCCUACCAAACUCCUUUUGUGAUAGCAUUUUUUGUGACCUGGCGAAACAGGUGGAGUGAUUCUUUCUGUACCAGCUGUGGUGGGGAGGGGGACGUGGGCAUGGAUUCCCAGCGUCCGGAUUGGAGUGGCACUGGGUUUCCAAAGCAUCUUCUGGCCAUCUUGAACUGUCAAAGGAGCCACAAGGUCGCUGUGGUAGUCCUCUAAGCCCAUCCAACGUUCUGAAGAAGACUGUGUGUUAGUCACUCUCAUUCUGUUGCUAAGGUGUGAGAUUUUCAUCCUGACCCUAUACUGGAAAGCUUCUGGCCUAAAACUGUGAUUCCGUUUAUUGGACACACUGAGGUGAUUGUGUCCACAUCAAGGAGUGGGUUUCUGAAAGUACAGUGUGGAUGUGUGACUUGCAAGCUGCUUAUGCACAUCAUGAUUAGCUUCUAGCAUGAAUCUGUGGGAGGGUCUCAUGCAUACAGGUAGCAUGUGACUGCGUGCAUGAGCCUUGAGUUCAAGCAUUCUGCUCUCAGAUGUGGACACAAUGGGUGUGGAAGCAUCUGCUUUCAUUUUAAUCUAACUACAGUUUGCUGCUUCUGAACCAGGACAAAUUGGUUAAUUUAAGCUGUGGGUGUCUGAACAGGCUGGUUUCAAACUUCAUUUUCUGAUUCAAGCUAAAUGGUCACAAUAAAUCAUAGUUUAAUAUUCUGUCCAAACCUGCUCUAUCUCUUUUUGUUUAGUAGAAGAUGAUACUCUGGAUGAAUUUCAUGCACUUACAAAUGUUUGAGGUCCACUACACAGAUUGGAUUUCCCAUGUACUGUUUAUAACACAAUAUUUUUGCAUCUUUGUGUUGAAAAGUAUUAUUCAAUCUGUGAGAUAACUUAGGCUCCAAUAUCAAAAUCUGGAUUUUUUCUUUAAAAAAUCUUGCUUAUUUACUUCAUGUAUUAACAAACUCUUUGAGUGUUUGAUCAAUCUGCUCCCUCCUGGAUAUUGAUUCAUAUAAUUGAAUUGGGGUUCCAGUCAUUUUUGUUUGUUCUGAGAAUGUUGUGUACUAAUAUUUAAGGUGGCGGCCCAUCUAAAUUUAACAUGGGUCACCCAGUGAAUAUCAAUUUUGAAUUAAAGAUGCAGUAUGCAUCUAGAAUGGAUUUAAGUGGCUAAAUUUAUGCCAUUCUUUUUCUUUAUCCCACAGUAAAUACUUUUUAUGUAUAUGGAAGCAAAAUUAGCAAGUAGAGAGAAUCUAUUCAGUAGACUUCUGGUUUUGUCCCAUUUGUAUUGAGUACUUAAUAAGCUGCACAAGUAUUUAAUCAUCAGUGAGUGGAUAAUCUCUUUUUUCAGAAUUUUCUCUAAGCUUAGAAGGAGCACUGAAAACUUGAUAAAAAUGAUAUUCUCUUAGCUUAACUUAAACAUAGAGAUCUGUUUACAUUUUGUAUGUAUGUGUGUAUAUCUGCAUUUCAUUUCCUCUUCUAUGAGUAUUGUUUCAAUAACCAUGUUCUAAGACUGAAAUGAUGCAGUCACAUUCUUGUUAAGCAGAAUAAAGUUAUUACCACUUCACUUGGCAGUCCCAGCUUCUGGGAUGAUCCCUUGGUUCAUAAUAACUUCUUUUUAGUUCUAUUUUUCUACUUGGUCAAAGAAAAACUAUAGAGUUUUCCAGCAAAAUCCUCCACAUUAAACUGUAUAUAUGAAUUUAAAGUCCUUUAAGGCUAGUGUACAAUAGUUGUAGAAAAUCUUAGAGAACAUUUGCCAAAUUUCAGUGUUCAACUGAAAUAAACUGACCAGUUAUGGCUUAUAUCUCCCUACCCUUCCCUUUUCAGAUUGCAUCAGCAAUAGCUGGCACAUUGGCCUUUGACAAUAUUGACACGCUCUUGAUUCUUUUUGGCAAUCAGAUUUCCAGUGGAACCCUGUUUCUCAUGGCUAUUUUAUGAACACUGCGAGCUCCCUGGCUCUAUGAUCCCCAUCUCCUGCAAAAGAAAAAAAAAAUUGCAAAUUGGUCAAUCAAUGCAAUUGUUGUCCAUUAGCAUAUAACGUGAGCUAAGAUCAUGUGCAUUUCAUUGGGACAGAAUGCAUGAGGGGGAAGAUUGGGGAGUAGCCUAGAUGGCUUUGAAGAUGUCUUGUAGUACAAUUGAGAGUUAAUUCACAACAGCUAGUACAGUUAGGAUCCUGAGGAUAAUGCACUUCAUAACCAAAGCAAAGAGGAUGUUUAACUUUGGAGAGAAUGCUUCAGAUGGUCUUAAAUAUAGAUUAUAUAUAAAAUCUGGACUAUUUUUCCCAGAAUUUCUGCUAAAAAUGUAUUGUAUGCUGAAAUGCACGUGUAUAUACAACCACUGUACAUUCUGUAUCUACUUGCAACAAAUGUUUGUAGACAGCUUUUCUUUUUUGAUGUUGUGAAGAAUUUAACCAUAGGUAUAAAAUCGUAAGCAACUAUCUUAUUCCCUCUCUCCCCCCAGCUCUCAAUUGUAUUUGAAAAUAGUCUCAUGGAUAUGGUAGUUUGGAAUAGUAUUAAAAUACAACAUGCUAAUGCAA
This is a messenger RNA of Varanus komodoensis (Komodo dragon), 4975 nucleotides long. RefSeq names its product family with sequence similarity 199, X-linked (gene FAM199X). Bases 171 to 1325 code for a protein of 384 amino acids. The transcript is spliced from 6 exons. The record is from RefSeq and is a predicted model, not a curated record. NCBI's taxonomy places the organism in Eukaryota, Metazoa, Chordata, Lepidosauria, Squamata, Varanidae.